CCUCUAGAGGGCGCUCAGGAUGUGUCGGCCAGGUUUGAUAACUGAACUCACAAAACUGAGGAUGCAGCGUCUAUGAUCUCCAGUUCUGCAUUGGAAAGAGAGUCAGAUUUUCAUCUAGAGGAGCUAGAUUCAGUUUAUUUAGUGUGAAGGGUCAGUUUUAGUAGAGCUAGAGGAGUUAGAUUCAGUUUAUUUGGAGAUUUUUAGAAAAUUUUAGAUGAACUCUGUGAUUUUACAUUUAGACUACAUAAAAUUCCUCUUUGCCGUCUCUCUGUUGAUUUUAUAUCUAAUUUUUGUCUCAUGUAUUCUCACUUUGCAUCCCACUGUUGUUUUUCUAAGUCCUCUCAAACUAAACCUCUGACUAAAAUGACGUCUCAGUUUAUGAUGAGGCAGAAAACGAGUUUUCCAUGAAGAGAUUUAAAUCAGACGGUGACGAAGACUGCUCAAGUCUUCGUCAUAUCUGCUCCUAAAGUUCACUGAAAACUCUGAACUUUGUCGUCUUUAAUCGUUGAAUCAGGCUGAACACACCAAGGUGAUGAUGAUGAUGAUUCAUGCUGCAUCACUUCACUCAGUCAGAGCUGACGUUUACUACCACUAGGGGGCCUCAGUCUCCUCCACCACAUGAAAAUAAAGACUUCCUCUUUUGACUCUCAGAGAUUCUCACAAACAGACUGGAGUGUUUUGUGCCUUUUUCAGUCUCAGACUCUUUCGCUGUUUCAUUAAAAAAGAUACUUUUAAUGAGGAAUUAGUUUGGACCCUGAAGGGACCCCGGACCAGCCUUUGAGAACCACAGUGAUCCAGAGUCUGUCAUUAGAAAUUAAAGAAUCCUAAAAGUAUUUUCUAACAUUUAAAAACAUUUAUUCUCUGAUUUUCUGUUUCAUGUAUUCAUGUAUGCCAAAGUACAAACCUGUGUUUUAUAAUUAUUAUUAUUAUUUGUCAUUUUUUCUCUAGUUUUGAUCUUUAUUUCAUUUUUAGGAUUGUUUUAUGAUGAACCUCUCCUGUGACCUGCUCUGAGCAGCUCUGUGAUAAAAACCUAAAAUAAGGUUUAUUAGAGACGAGCUGUGCGUAAAACAACAACGAAAACUCAACGUUCAUGUUUAUUAAUCCUUUACUGAUCUUAGUUUUCCUUUAAUUUCAAUAUCUUGAUCAGAAAGUAACAUUUGGAAGAGUUUGAAAUAUGAUUUUAAAUGUUUUUGAAGCAGACAUCUUUAAUAUAAAUAUGAUCGUUUCUGUGGCAUCAUUGAAAAAAUCUCCACUGUCAGUCUGAGGUUUUGAGGUUUUGUUCUGUCUUCUAAUUGGCCGAGGAUGGAGCCAGACUGUAUGUCAGACUGGACAGGAUCAAGGUUGCCAGUAAGCUGAGUUGAUUUCACUCGGAAAGCUGCGGAGCUUCAUCUGUUGCUCUCUCUCUCUCCCUCUGCUCGGUAAGCCUCUUAGGAAUCACGACCACAGCAGAUGUAGCGAGAAUGCCAAUCAGGAGCUCCUGCUGAGCGGAGAAACCUGCCGCCGGCUGUCAAACCACUGCGCGGCUCGAACCUCGGCCACUGCUCCGAAGAAGCUCUCCCAAAGGUCUCAAUCAACCUGAACCUUCUGCAGACGCGUCACAGCUCCAAGAGGAGAGGAUGUAGCGCGCAGUGAGUUUCCAAACAAUCUGAACCCUCAAAUCCAACAAAUCCUCGAAGACGCAGAACCAUGCUACCGCAGGAUGUCGGGAAGCAGAAGCCACGCCGUGUGUCAGAGCCCAUGUGCGGGGUGGACAGCACCCCGGUGCCGCCGCCUCGGCUGCUGAAGAACCGGGACUUUCCUCUGAACGUGAAGCGCAGGAGGUCCGGCUCCGCACCUGAGCGCAAGGUGAACUGCGUCCUGGUCGGAGACGGAGCUGUGGGCAAGACGAGCCUGAUCGUGAGCUACACCACGAACGGAUACCCGACUGAAUAUGUCCCCACGGCAUUUGACAACUUUACAGGUAACCCUCGAUUGGAACACCUACCUGUGUUUUAGCUUUACGCUCCGGUUUUACGCACAGCUGAGCGACAUUUCGGAGCUUCUUUCUGUUCGUAGAUACAUUUCUCCAGGUCAGGUGUGCGUGUGUGUGUGUGUGUGUGUGUGUGUGUGUGUGUGUGUGUGUGUGUGUAUGUGUGUGUGUAUCUUUCCAAACAUACAGUCAGUGUUUCUUCUCCCUCCUCAGUGAUGGUCGUGGUCGACGGGAAGCCCGUGAAGCUGCAGCUGUGUGACAUGGCGGGACAGGUGAGCCGCUCUUCUCUUUGUUGUUCAGAUGUGAUCUCACCUGAACAUGCAGCUGCAGUACACUCAGCUUUUCUCUCUUUGCAUGUUUUCAUGGUUUCGCAUUGAUAGAAAUGGGGUCUCGUUGACGGACCGAUCAAUGUAAGUGAUCAGUGUCUGUCAUCAGUUCUCGCUGUGUUUGUUGCCCCCUGCUGUCCGCACUGAACCCUGACCUGAAGUCUUGUAAGACCCCCACAGUUUUAACCACCCCACUGUGUAAAGUGGUCCCGCAGCUCCACAGUUUACAGCGCCCCCUGCAGGAAUGAACUGAGACAGUGAUUAGAGGAAUGUAGAAGCCCCCUCCGCCAUCCUGUGCUCCAGCGCCCCCCUUUGGUUGUUUAAAUGUUCCCUUUGGAAAGAAUGCUGCCACUGUCUGACUGCAUGAGUUUUUAGAAACAAAUGAUAAUAACAUAAAUUAUGAAAUGAUAAUGAGAAAAAUAAUAAAAUGAUAAUGAUAAAAAAGAUAAAAUGAUUAUAGUAAAUUAUAAAAUGAUAACAAUAAUGAUAAUGAUAAAAAAGAUAAAAUGAUCAUGAUAAAAUAAUAAUGAUAUAAAUGAUUAAACAAUAAUAAAAAUAAUAAAAUGAUCACAAUAAAAUGACAAUGAUAGAGAUGAAAAAAUGAAUACAAUAAAAUGACAACGACAAAAUGAUAAAAUGAUAAAAUGAUCAUAUAAAAUAAUAAAAUUGAAAUGAUUCAAAUGAUUAAAAAUGCCAAUGAUAAAAAUAAUGAAAUGCUAAUGAUAAAAAUGAUAAUGAUAAAAUAAUAAAGAUAAAGUGAUAAUGAUAAAGUGAUAAUGAUAAAUGAAAACGAUAAAAUGCUAAUGAUAAUUUGCUAAUGAUAAAAUGAUAAAAAUGAGUAACGAUAAUGAUAAAAUGAUUAAAUGAGAAAAUGAUAAUGAUAAAAUGACAAAAUGAUAAUAAUGAAAUGAUAAAUCAUCAUAAAAUGAUAAAAUAAAAAUGAUUAAAAUAAUUAAGGAUAAUGAUAAAAAUGCUAAUGAUAAAAUUAUAAAGAUAAAAUGAUAAAGAUAAAAUGAUAAUGAGAAAUGAGAAAAGUGAGGCCUCCUAUCUGUGCAGCCUCUGGAGGAUUUAGUACAGGUCAGGUGAGGCACGGUCCGAUAACACUGUUUCACCAGGAUUAUCACCCUGAGUGUCACUUGGACGCCUUUGAGGGGAUUAACCCUCCUCAGCUGAUGUUCAAAAUCACUGUAGUGAGAGCAAACAACACCUUCAUGAAGCUCCUGUAGGCCUGCCGGGAUCUCUCUUUUUGUCCGUCUGAAUCUAGAAAUGAUCAAAGAAAUAUAAAAAACCAGAAAGAGUUUUUGUUGGUUAAUUAAAAGACAAAUUAAAGUUCAUAAUUAUAAUGUGUCACAGAAGCUUCUUGUCCUCAAAGGCCACUGUAGCUUCAUGGAGGUGAGGGGUGAGCAAGGGAGCAUUCAUCCAAAACCCGAGUGUUACGUAUCCCCAAACAAUCCCGAGUCCACACUCAGCACCCUGAUGGGAAGAACCGUUCUUUUGACUGUACUGAAUCUUUAGAAUCUGUCCAUUAAAAUGAUUCGUUCAAAAGAUUCAUUCACUGAAUCAGUCAGUGCUUCAGAGCCCCAUCCUGCCAACGCAGUACACCAGUGAGUGACACAGCGGCGAGUUCGUUCAUUGACCGAGCCCCUUCCCUCCCCUGCUGCUGAAGUCACAGCGUCGUUCACUGGGUGACACAUGUCAUUCAUUCGCCAAGUCGUGAAGAAAGAAUCACUCCCCUGCCCUGAAAAACUCACUUCUCUGUGUGUCGCUGUUGGCGGAAACAACACAGCGGCGAGCAGCAUGCCCGCUAAACAAGCGCGAGUUCGUGAAUGACGGUACAGCCCUUCCUCCUCUGCCUGCAUCAUGUCAUUCAUAAGUCGUUUGUAUUGUUCACAGUCUGACUGAUACAUGUUGUUCAUUCGCUGUGAGCAAAUCACGAGACUCCGCCCACCUGCUCGGUUGCUAACUGGCUGUGUAAAGAGUCAAAGGCGGCAUUUCCGCUCCCGACCGGCACGCCAGGCUCGCGGCUGAGCUCAACUGAACUGAGAAAGGAACGAAUCAGGUCUCGGAGUGAUUCCAUUCACGACGUUCACUCAGCAGAUCUGUUCUUUUGAACGAAUCGUUCAUGAACGACACAACACUACCCUGAACAAAGAUGACGAAUAAUCACAUCUGCCUCUUUGUUUCAGGACGAGCUGGAGCGUCUCCGCCCGCUCUGCUACAAGAACGCCGACGUCUUCCUCCUCUGCUACAGCGUGGUCAGCCCCUGCUCUUUCCGAAACCUGAUCCACAGGUGGGUCCCUGAAAUCCAGCAGCAGUGUCCCGGCGUGCCGCUGGUCCUCGUGGGCACGCAACUGGACCUGAGGGAGGACGUCCAGGUGCUGAUCCACCUGGCAGAGAACCAGGAGCAGCCGGUGGGCACGGAGGAGGGUCUGCGGCUUGCCCAGGAGCUCGGCGCGGUGAGCUUUGCAGAGUGUUCGGCACUGACCCAGAAGAACCUGAAGGACACGUUUGAUUCGGCCAUCUUGGCCAGCAUCGAGCAGACGGACAGCUGCAGCGUCCAGCAGCAGAGGAUGACCCUGAGGAGGAAGACGCCUGAUAAGAUCAAGAGCCUGUCGGAGACCUGGUUGAAGAAGAUCAACUGUCUGAUGGGAGAGCAGAGCUGUGACUUCAAGUGA
Molecule: messenger RNA, 4970 nt
Organism: Xyrichtys novacula (pearly razorfish)
Lineage: Eukaryota; Metazoa; Chordata; Actinopteri; Labriformes; Labridae
Source: the annotation of a GenBank genome assembly